This is a messenger RNA of Nannospalax galili (Upper Galilee mountains blind mole rat), 936 nucleotides long. Its product is annotated as olfactory receptor 51L1-like. Gene Ontology annotation, molecular function: G protein-coupled receptor activity; olfactory receptor activity. The transcript has a single exon. Bases 1 to 936 code for a protein of 311 amino acids. Gene Ontology annotation, cellular component: membrane. NCBI's taxonomy places the organism in Eukaryota, Metazoa, Chordata, Mammalia, Rodentia, Spalacidae. The record is from RefSeq and is a predicted model, not a curated record. Gene Ontology annotation, biological process: G protein-coupled receptor signaling pathway.
AUGACCUUUCUCAAUAUUAGUACCUAUGGACCCUUCCUUCUGACUGGCUUCCCUGGCCUGGAGGACUCAUAUCCAGUGUUCUCCAUAUUGUUCUGUUUUCUCUAUGCCAUUGCUCUGAUGGGAAACAGCCUCAUCUUAGUGGUUAUUUGGGUGGAGCCAGCCCUUCACACACCCAUGUACCUUUUUCUCUCCAUGCUGGCCACCAGUGACCUGGGACUCUGUGCUACCACCUUGCCAUCUCUGCUAAAACUUUUUUGGUUCAAUGACCGUGAAGUACACUUUGAUGCCUGCCUCACUCAGAUGUUUUUUAUUCAUCUUUUCUCCCUAAUGGAAUCAGGCAUCCUGUUCGCCAUGGCUUUUGACCGCUAUGUGGCCAUCUCUAACCCACUAAGGUACACUACUAUUUUGACUAAUGUGAACAUUGCUAAGAUAGCUCUGGGUCUUUCACUGCGGGCUGUGUCUGUCACCUGUCCAGGACCACUUCUCAUCAGGCGGUUGAGAUUUUGUGAGGCCAAUGUGCUGUCCCACUCCUACUGUCUACACCCAGACAUCAUCAAGCUCUCCUGCUCUGACCACCACCUUAGUAGUAUUUAUGGCCUCAUCAUUGUUAUCAUCACCUUUGGAAUGGACUCUGCAUUCAUUCUUCUGUCUUAUGUGAAGAUACUGAUCACUGUAUUGGGCAUUGCCUCCCGGGUGGAACAGUUCAAGGCUCUCCACACUUGUGUCUCCCACCUCUGUGCUGUGCUGCUAGUCUAUGUCCCCAUGCUGGGAGUGUCUAUCAUCCAUCGCUUUGGGAAGCAUGUUCCACCUGUGGUCUCCAUUAUAAUGGGAUAUGUUUACCUCCUGGUACCUCCUGUCCUCAACCCUGUUGUGUACUGCAUUAAGACCCGGGAGAUAAGAACUCGCAUUUGGGGCAAUCUACUAAAAUCACAGUAG